AUGUUUUAUCCUUGGUUGAAUUUCGAAGUUUUCAUUCCAGUAUUUCAAAGUAUGUCGUUGUUAGUCGUCCUAGUCGUCCUAGUGACAGCCAUCGACCGGGCGUCUCCAUUUGCAAAUCUCCCUUGGACGUUCACUUCCGGUCUCCAUGGAAUUAUCACUUUUCUGAAUGCCUUCCGGAAAUUCUCUGACAAGAACGCGUAUAAUAUUGGAUUCAGGCAUGAGUUGGUGUACGCAAGACAAUGGCUGACUAUCUGGACGAUGACACUGAUAGCCGUGAUUUCAUAA
This is a messenger RNA of Macrosiphum euphorbiae (potato aphid), 285 nucleotides long. NCBI's taxonomy places the organism in Eukaryota, Metazoa, Arthropoda, Insecta, Hemiptera, Aphididae. The record is from the annotation of a GenBank genome assembly.